Messenger RNA from Trichogramma pretiosum, 2684 nucleotides. RefSeq names its product casein kinase II subunit beta (gene CkIIbeta). Gene Ontology annotation, molecular function: protein kinase regulator activity. The record is from RefSeq and is a predicted model, not a curated record. NCBI's taxonomy places the organism in Eukaryota, Metazoa, Arthropoda, Insecta, Hymenoptera, Trichogrammatidae. The transcript has 5 exons. The coding region runs from base 1063 to 1728 and encodes 221 amino acids. Gene Ontology annotation, cellular component: protein kinase CK2 complex; cytoplasm.
CGCGUAUACGAGAGACCCGCGCUUUAGCUGACUGCAGUGUGUGCGUGCUAACGAGCGAACCUCCAACAACGGCAUUUAAAGUUGUAAAAGAACAGCGCAACUCGUUAAAACAGCAUUCGCUCGUUAUUUUUCAUGUACAGUGCUCUGCGUGGUGCGCGUCGAGUAACCAAUAGAAACAUUAAUAAUAAUUGAAAAAAAAAACAACCUAUCUCGACUGCUCCGCAAGGCGCGGAACGCGCAGACAGGCUCGUACAAACGCACACAAGCACCUACUACUAUACACAAAACGCCACAGCGCAGUCACACACACACACAUACGUACGUACGAUACGCAUACAAACACAAAAUCGCACUCUCUCAGACAGAGAGGCAAUUUUUUGACGGCGACGACGACGACGCGCGAGACUCUGUGCCUGCCUUUUAGCUCUCUCUCUCUCUUUCUGCACACGCUUCGUCCGUAAGACCAGUGCGUGACUGCGAAGAAAAAAGAAAAGCAAAACAACAAACAAACGAGGCAAGAAAAAAAAACAACGGAAUUAUCAAAACAAAAAUUAACUGUGCAGCUGGUGCGAGACUCGCCACAGUGUGUGUCUCUGUGUGCGUGCGUGUGCGUUCUAUAGUACAGCCAGCAGCAUACGAGCCAGCCAAGCAACACAGCCGAGCAGUUAUAAAGCAGUGUACGAUAUAGGUUCUCGCACGAGAGUUAUCGUCGUCUCGUAUAGUACUGCACGCAGGAUCGCAGCGAUACCGUAUCGUUCCGAAAAAAAAGGGAUUUACGAAUAGUUCGCACGAGACGAGAGCCCACGGGUAAAAGGACUGCUGCUUGCGUCUGUCUCUGCGGAAUCGAGAAGGGAAGCGCGCGUGUGUGUGGUUCUGCUCCGCUGCUGUAUUUCAACGAUAAUAAUAACAAUAACGACACCAUCGUCAUCGGGGCAUCGUCGUCAUCCCCGCAGCGCAAGUGCGAGUUUAAGUGAAUUGUUCUCGUCUCCACAAUUGAAACCCGAGAAAUAAGAGCCGAUCAGUCUAUUGGCAAGCGUGGCUAAUCAAGGUACCAAAAGAAAGAUGAGCAGUUCGGAGGAAGUCUCGUGGAUUUCAUGGUUCUGCGGCCUGAAAGGCAAUGAAUUCUUUUGCGAGGUCGACGAGGAUUACAUUCAAGACAAGUUCAACCUGACUGGUUUGAAUGAACAAGUACCACACUAUCGUCAAGCUCUUGACAUGAUACUGGAUUUAGAACCAGAUGAGGAUCUUGAUGAUAACCCUAAUCAAUCUGAUUUGAUUGAGCAGGCAGCAGAAAUGCUCUAUGGACUUAUACACGCUCGUUAUAUUCUCACAAAUCGAGGAAUCGCUCAGAUGAUUGAAAAAUAUCAAGCUGGUGAUUUUGGACACUGUCCACGUGUUUAUUGUGAAACACAGCCAAUGCUUCCAUUGGGUCUAAGUGAUGUUCCCGGUGAAGCAAUGGUGAAAAGCUAUUGUCCUAAGUGCAUGGAUGUUUACACUCCAAAAAGUUCCAGACAUCAUCAUACCGAUGGAGCUUACUUUGGCACAGGUUUCCCUCAUAUGUUGUUUAUGGUUCAUCCAGAAUACAGACCAAAGCGUGCAGCCAAUAACUUUGUACCAAGGUUAUAUGGAUUUAAAAUUCACCCUUUAGCCUAUCAAGUGCAACAACAAUCUGCAGCAACCUUUAAACAACCACUGCGCACACUGACUUACAAUAAUGGAAAGCGCUAAGACCAUCAGUAUAGUUUAGAAACAAAAUAAUUCACAAAAAUUAUUUCUCCACAACAACCGAAAUGAAAAUCUUAAUUUCGUCCUAAGGAUUAAAUAAAAUAUUAUUUUUUUAUAUGUGAAACUCUCUUAUGCUCUUUACCUGUGACAUUGCGUGGCGCAUAUCUCUGAUAUUGUUAGUAAAAAAACAUCGUAACUUUUAUCAUUGCUACGUUGGGUCUCAGCAAUAACUAAUUUUGAUGUAGUAGAAAGCUGAAGAGAGAGCAACCAUGAGGCGAUAUUUGUAUACUUCUUUUUUAAUUUUUUCGAUUAAAUUUAACACGACUUGAAUUUGUUUCUUUAACAAAUUGUACUUGCGCAUGAAGUCACAGAAAUAUUUUGUUGAUAAGUAGAAAUUUUACUGCAUUGAAAGAGUAAUAACAGUAACGCGAGAAGGGUAAAGUGAAAUAAUACUAUUUGAUUUUAAAGAGAUAAUACACCGUAAGAUAGUAGCUAGGACUUAUUAAGAGCAAUGGACGACCUAACAACAAUUUGUUUGUAUUGAGUCAAGAGCGUCUUUGUUAUAAAGUUGCUGCCAAGUAGUUCCUAAGCUCACACGAAAGCUUUCCCUUUUAUUAAAGGGGCGCGCAGGUAGCACACACAUAGAGCUAGGAUAACUUGAGAAUGAAAUUGAAAUAAUACAAAGUAAAAUGUGCAUAAACUAAAUUUCUUACUGCGAAAGAUAAAUGGAUGCAAGAAAUCGCGUAUCGAACAAACUGAAUAAUAAGUAAUAUGAUAAAGGUCUGUAAAUUCGUGAAAUAUAUUUUGUGAUCCUCUGCAAUCUCUUAGUGAAAUCCACUAUAGUUUAUAUACAUACACAUAAUUGACGUAAUUGACUUUUUUACUUUGUAAACCAGUGGGUUUCAUUGAGAUAUUUGAGAUGAAAAAAAAAUAAAUAAAACGAGUUGGUUAUAACUUGA